GCCUAUCAUCUGACCUUAUCCCCAAAACCCUGCAAAAACCUUCUUCAAACUCUGGGAAAUUCUUAAUUUUUAUCAACUUCAGUUGGUUACUCACAUACCCUUUUCAUUAUACAUGGCCAUGGAAUUAUGUUCAUCUUUCAAACCCAACUCAUUUGAUCUGUCCUUCUCAUCCUCAAUUUCACACUUUUCUAUAAAAACCCAUGUAAAAAGUUCCAAUCUUGGUCCAAGAUUUCAUGUUUUAGCAGUUGCAGUAGACCCAAAAGAGCUCCCUCAAAAUAGUCCACAAAGACUCCUCAAAGAAUUAGCUGAGCGUAAAAAAGUAGUAUCUCCUAAGAGAAAAGUACCCCCAAAAAGAUUCAUACUAAAACCCCCUUUAGAUGAUGCUAAGCUUGCUGAAAGAUUCCUCAAUAGCCCACAAUUGUCUUUAAAGUCAUUUCCUCUUUUGAGUUCUUGUUUACCAUGUUCAAGACUCAAUAAUGCUGAUAAAACUUGGAUUGAUGAGUAUUUGAUUGAAGCUAAACAAUCUUUAGGGUACCCUUUAGAGAGUUCUGAAAGUUAUGGGGAUGAUAAUCCAGCUAAACAAUUUGAUACUUUGUUGUAUUUAGCAUUUCAACAUCCUAAGUGUGAGAGGACUAAUGCAAGGCAUGUAAGGUCAGGACAUUCAAGAUUGGGUUUUUUAGGGGAGUAUGUUCUUGAAUUGGGGAUGUGCGAGUUUUUCUUGCAGAGGUAUCCUAGGGAGUCUCCUGGUCCAAUGAGGGAAAGGGUGUAUGCAUUGAUUGGGAAAAGGUAUAUGCCUAAGUGGAUUAAAAAUGCCAGCUUGCAGAAUUUGAUUUUCCCAUAUGAUGAUAUGGAUAGGUUGAAAAGAUUGGAUAGGGAACCGCCGGUCAAAUCUGUGUUCUGGGCUUUGUUUGGAGCAAUAUACUUGUGUUUUGGAAUGCCUGAAGUUUAUCGGGUCCUAUUUGAAGUGUUUGGAAUGGAUCCUGAGGCUGAAGAUUGCCAGCCCAAAUUGAGGAGACAGUUGGAAGAUGUAGACUAUGUCUCAGUAGAAUUUGAAGGCAGAAAGCUUAGCUGGCAAGAUGUUGCUGCCUAUAAGCCUCCGGAGGAUGCUCUUUUUGCGCACCCAAGGGUUUUUAGGGCGUGUGUUCCACCAGGCAUGCAUAGGUUCCGUGGUAAUGUAUGGGAUUAUACGAGCAGACCUCAAGUUAUCCAGACACUGGGAUACCCAUUGGCAAUGAAUGAUAGGAUUCCAGAGAUUACUGAAGCCAGAAACAUUGAACUUGGACUUGGUUUACAGCUCUCUUUCUUGCACCCGUCAAAAUACAAAUUUGAGCAUCCGAGGUUUUGCUUUGAGCGGCUAGAGUAUCUUGGUCAAAAAAUCCAGGAUUUGGUAAUGGCAGAAAGGUUACUUAUGAAGCAUCUCGAUGCUCCUGGGAGAUGGCUGCAGGAGAGACACCGGCGUAUCGUGAUGAACAAAUUCUGCGGAAGAUAUUUGCGAGAAAAGAAUCUCCAUCGCUUUAUCAUAUACAGUGAGGAGGUUCAGGAUGCAUUCGAGCACAAUCGUAGGCUCAGGAAUCCAGCUACAACUUCCGUUCAACAAGCUAUUCAUGGACUUUCUUAUGCUAUUUAUGGAAAGCCAGAUGUAAGACGCCUUAUGUUUGAGGUUUUUGACUUUGAGCAGAUCCAACCUAAGGCGGUUUGAGCUCUAACGAAGAAAUAUUGUAUUUUCUGUCUAGCCCAAUUUAUUAGCAAUGUUGUAUUAUGGGUUUAACCUUAACCCACGCCUGUCUGGUCAUGGUCGUUUACCUGUUAUUUUUGAGAUAUGGAAAUGUAAAUAGAAAGCAUCCCUUGGGAAAGCCUCACGACCUGGUGGUCGGCAUAACAAUAUUGACAUUAAUAGGAUAAGAUUUUUUUUGAUACCAAAGAGUCACAGGAGGAAUAGCAUAAAUAUCAGAUUAUGAACUCUCAUAUUUAGUGUUGAAUAGGUUAGAUAUAUUGCAGGGUUUUGCAUUGUAUUAUAUUAUGUUUCCAGUGUCAUUUAUUAGAAUAUA
Molecule: messenger RNA, 2048 nt
Organism: Solanum dulcamara
Lineage: Eukaryota; Viridiplantae; Streptophyta; Magnoliopsida; Solanales; Solanaceae
Product: ribonuclease III domain-containing protein RNC1, chloroplastic
Exons: 5
Coding region: 113-1699 (528 amino acids)
Biological process (GO): regulation of gene expression; rRNA processing
Cellular component (GO): nucleus
Molecular function (GO): ribonuclease III activity; double-stranded RNA binding
Source: RefSeq, a predicted model, not a curated record